Messenger RNA from Meleagris gallopavo (turkey), 1841 nucleotides. Its product is annotated as UAP56-interacting factor-like. Lineage: Eukaryota; Metazoa; Chordata; Aves; Galliformes; Phasianidae. The record is from RefSeq and is a predicted model, not a curated record. Gene Ontology annotation, molecular function: mRNA binding. Gene Ontology annotation, cellular component: nuclear speck. Gene Ontology annotation, biological process: mRNA export from nucleus.
CGCAGCCGGGAGCCGAGGAGAUUGACAUGUCCCUGGAUGACAUCAUCAAGCGUCACAGGAAGGAGCAAACAGAUGCCAAAGCUGCAGGGGACGGCCGGAGACAGCAGACCAAGAACAGGAAUUUGGCAUAUGGGUUUGGGCGGCCCCGCUCCCGUGCCUGGAUGCAGAGGAACUUGCAAGGACCCAACCGUUUUAGGAGAGGCUUUGGACAACAACAGAACAACCGACGGCAAUUCAGGAACGCUUUGCCCGGCCCCAGGAGAAGAGCAGCUGCUGCACUGAGUGGAGUGAGCCCUUUAAAUCGCCCAGCAUCAGCUCAGGAGGUCAACAAGAGUGAGGAUGCUUUCCCCAAAAGCAGCAGUGGGCAGCCCGAGGCACGGCGACGGCCACCACCCGGCCCCAGGAGGUUCAGAGCAGCUGCUGCCAGCACCAGCGCCCCAGGGAGAAGGCCCUUCCUGCUGAACAGGGGACCAGGCUUCCAGCAGAAGCGGAUGCAGCAGCGGUUCUCCAAAGCCUACAUCCAGAGAGGGCAAAUGGAUGCUAAUGCAGAAGGGAAACCACCAAGGAUGAGAAGGUGGCAAGUGAAACCCAGCCCCGGAGCGGUUCUGACAGUUUCUGUGGCUAAUCCCCAGGCGAGCCAGACCAACACGCCUGGAGCCAAGCGCCCUUUCCUGCGAAGCCAGAGGCCCCCGCCACGCAUCACCAAGCCCCAACCGAAGGGGGUGAUGCUGAGGUUCAACUUUCGUGCCAUGGCCAACCAGACCAGCCUGACGCUGGAUGAGAGGUUCUCUGGGCUGAGGAAUAAGAGGCGCUUUGCAGCAGCCCGCAGCGCCCGCCGGACGGUCACCAUGCCCUAGCAGCACGCUCUCAUCAUGGGGACAGCGGGCAGCAGCCCGGGCCCCGUAACAGGUGGCUCAAUAAAACUCGAUAGAUUCCCUCUGAGAUAGCUGAUUCGACAACCUGCUGUCUACUUCCUUCCGUGCACAAUGAGCGAGUGAUUGAGGGCAGGGAUGAGGCAGCACUACAGUCAGGGCUCUACGCAAUGUAGGGAGGUGGUGGAAGGGGAUGAGUGGAGGUAGACUUGCUGUGCUGGGCUUCAUGGUGUGGUUGCCCAUUCCAUCCCCCUACCAGGCACCAGAGAAGGGAGCUACAGGCCUUGUCCUGCGGUUGGGACAGCAUUGAGGCCUUGGGCCUUGCCCACCUGAGAGGCCAGCAAAUAUGGCGGCUGUGCCAAGGACGUGCUCCAUCAUUCUCCACCUAAAAGCCUUACAGCGUGCAGCCAGGACCCCCAUCCAAAAGUUUGCAGUGUAGGACCUUCCCCCUCCUCACAGUGCCUCACCCUGCCUUGUUAGCAGCCCAAAGGCUCAGUUGGAGCGCCCUGCUAUUCUGAGCACUGAGCUGAUGGGUGAUCUUAGCCCAAAUCUGUGCUUCCAGUGCUGUGUAGGUCUGCACUGGGGUCUUUGUAGGUGCAGCUCCAUCCAUGCAUAAUCCCAUCUGAUGUGGGAAGGAGGCCAGGCUACACAGCGCUUGGCUGAGAAGUUAAUGAGCUGAGUUGAGACGUUUGUUAAUGAAGCCCUGUACCAAACAUGAGUUGCUGAUCCAUUCUCUGCCCACUACUGCAGCCAACACUGAGCGAGCCAAGCACAGCCUGUUACUGGGCCCUAAGCUGUAAGUAAAGAAGUAAAUAUUUGAUAGACUGCUUUACAUUUUACACUGAGUGUCUUUAACAAGAGACCGGAUUCGGGGUUGAUUUUAUAGGAAUGUGUGAAAUGUUGCUAGCUGGUUGAUUGAGCAGUGAUGUAUGAAUCCAAUGCACUGAAUAAAAAACUUGUCAAAUGGCA